UACUUGUGGUCGCACGCGCAUCCCUGUCUUAGGAAAACUUGGGACUUUUGAGACUUGUUCCCUAAGGCGAAUUCCUCUUAGAAACUUUUCGGAAACACCAGCGUAUUUUGCUUCAAAGGACGGUGCAAGCAAGGAUGGUCCUGGAGACGGAGGCAAGUCUGUUGGCGAGGGCGGUGGUAAGAAGUCAAGCGCUGGAAGCUCUGGGAAAGGAGGGAACCAGCUGCGCUGCCCAAAGUGUGGUGACUUGUGCACACACGUGGAGACCUUUGUCUCUUCCACCCGUUUUGUGAAGUGUGAGAAGUGUCACCACUUUUUUGUUGUACUGUCAGAGGCAGACACAAAAAAGAGCAUCAUUAAAGAGCCCGAGUCAGCAGCAGAAGCUGUGAAAUUGGCAUUCCAGCAGAAGCCACCGCCUCCACCAAAAAAGAUUUAUAACUACCUCGACAAAUAUGUUGUUGGUCAGUGUUUUGCCAAGAAGGUGCUUUCAGUUGCUGUGUACAAUCAUUACAAGAGAAUCUACAAUAACAUCCCAGCUAACCUGAGACAGCAGGCAGAAGUUGAAAAGCAGGCUUCUUUAACACCGAGAGAAUUAGAGAUCAGAAGACGGGAGGAUGAGUACAGAUUUACAAAACUACUGCAGAUUGCUGGAAUCAGUCCACACGGUAAUGCUUUAGGAGCAUCGAUGCAGCAACAAAUGAACCAGCAGAUACCUCAGGAAAAACGGGGAGGAGAAGUACUAGAUUCGCCCAAUGAUGACAUAAAACUUGAAAAAAGUAAUAUUUUGCUGCUUGGACCAACUGGAUCAGGUAAAACCUUGCUGGCUCAGACUCUAGCUAAAUGCCUAGAUGUACCUUUUGCUAUCUGUGAUUGUACUACCUUGACUCAAGCUGGCUAUGUUGGUGAAGACAUUGAAUCUGUCAUCGCGAAACUCCUGCAAGAUGCCAACUACAAUGUAGAAAAAGCUCAGCAAGGAAUUGUUUUUCUGGAUGAAGUGGAUAAGAUUGGCAGCGUUCCUGGUAUUCAUCAGUUACGGGAUGUCGGAGGAGAAGGUGUUCAACAAGGCUUGUUAAAAUUGCUAGAAGGCACGAUAGUAAACGUUCCAGAAAAGAACUCUCGUAAACUGCGUGGAGAAACGGUGCAGGUUGACACAACAAACAUCCUCUUUGUAGCUUCUGGUGCUUUUAAUGGUCUUGACCGAAUUAUCAGCAGGAGGAAAAAUGAAAAAUAUCUAGGGUUUGGGACACCAGCUAAUAUGGGAAAAGGCAGAAGGGCUGCAGCAGCAGCUGAUCUUGCAAACAUAAGUGGAGAGUCCGAUCCACAUGAAGAUAUUGAAGAGAAGGAUCGCUUGCUGCGUCAUGUGGAAGCCAGAGAUCUCAUUGAGUUUGGCAUGAUUCCCGAGUUCGUGGGACGUUUGCCCGUUGUGGUUCCUCUGCACAGCCUAGAUGAGAAAACCCUUGUACGGAUUCUUACUGAGCCACGAAAUGCUGUGGUUCCUCAGUACCAGGCACUAUUCAGCAUGGAUAAGUGUGAAUUAAAUGUAACUGAAGAUGCACUGAAGGCUAUAGCCAGACUGGCCCUGGACAGAAAAACUGGUGCAAGAGGUCUUCGAUCUAUAAUGGAAAAGCUGUUGCUGGAGCCCAUGUUUGAAGUGCCCAAUUCUGACAUUGUAUGCGUGGAAGUUGACAAAGAUGUUGUAGAAGGCAAAAAAGAGCCAGGAUACAUUAGGGCUCCCAGUAAAGACUCAUCCGAGGAAGAAUACGACUCUGGCGUUGAGGAAGAUGGCUGGCCUCGACAAGCAGACGCUGCAAACCAUUGAAUACUGUCAGAACGCUCACCUGCAUAGAGCCCACUUGGUUAUUUCCCUACGAUUGCCUCUGGCUUCAGUCUGAUACUCAAGGCAUUGGAUCUAUCUCGGAUAUGCUACGUGAUGAGGAACUUUAUUAGAUAAAUCAGAUCAUAUAUUUUAUUGCAACAUCACAGUGAUUUAUUUGAUGGACAUUGUGUGGACUUGGAUGGCAUAAUGUUCAAAUAUGAAUUGUAUAUUACACCUGUUCAAUUAAAAUGUAUAGCGAAUAUAGCAGCACCUGGAUUGCUCCAGCUGGAAACUAAGCCAGCAAUGCAGGUGCUGCCAAUAGUUAGAUUUUACAAUAAUGUUACUCUGCAAAUGGGAAAUGGAGAUUAAUAAUUAGUGGAGGGUGAAUAAACUCUUAGCUCCUCGUACGACUCGCAGGGGGUUACGUUGAGGUCAGUGUUAGAUUUCUGCCGGUGUUUGGAACCCGGCAGGCGCUGGAGUGAUUUGUUACAUGGGUGGGGAAG
Opisthocomus hoazin is the source of this 2316-nucleotide messenger RNA. NCBI's taxonomy places the organism in Eukaryota, Metazoa, Chordata, Aves, Opisthocomiformes, Opisthocomidae. The record is from RefSeq and is a predicted model, not a curated record.